GAGUGUGAGUGAGUGCGCAUGUUCCUCGCAACUUGCUGACAGCCGAAUCGAGCUCAGUGUGGAACGAGAGGAGGAGAGGAAGGGUUAUGUUGCGCUGUGCCUCCGCCUCACGUCACUCGCUGCCUCCGCGCGUCGCUCCAACUUUCCUGAACAGAGUCUUACUGAAUCUCUGAACAGUACGAGACGAGGCGAGUCCUGGGAGGGAGGACAGGCAGUGUGGCUCGUUCCCCUUCACUCAUGCACAGCAGUGAGGGAAUAACACUGCUGCAGUCACUUAGAUAAGAAUAAGGAAGGGACUCGCCAAGGUGUGGGCAGAGAACGCUAUUAAUAUUAUCAAAGUGCAGCGGAAAAUUCACAUUGACAUUAAAGGAAACACUUUAAAGUCUCUGAAUAAAAGAAAAAAAAAAGUUGUUUGAGAAAAGUUAUUUGAUCGGUCACAGGAAACGUUUCGAGUGGCGAUCACGUAACGUUAAUUGUUGGAAUACCAAAGAAAAGAAGAGGAAAACUGCUUUGUACAGAAAAGAUAACGUCGCAAUAUUAAAUCAAGAAAAGUUAUCCACUACUAUAUACAGAAAAAUGUUGAUAUAUAGGUUAGAAUAACACAAACGUUACGUGCGAAAAAAAAAAUAAUAAUAACGCGAUAAUGUAAGAAAAUAUUGAUGAAAAUAAUACCAGUGAUUAUUAUUAUUAUCAUUUUCUGAAAACUGAAUACACGAGAGAGAGAGAGAGAGAGAGAAUGUACAAAGGAAUUAAAAAUUAACGUCAAUUAGAAACAAAACAACAAGGAAAGGAGGAAAAAUGAGAUUACCUGUGCUAAUUAUCGCCUUCUCAGCGACAACCACCACCACCACCACUCCCGCCACGGCCCACCUACGGCACCACGGCGGGGAGAGAGAGCCCUUGGAGGAAGCCCAUGAGGAGGAGGUGGCGGUGGUGAGCCUGAAGGUGCCGCCCUAUGUGCCACGAGGUCAGGACGCAGAGCUGGAGUGCCACUGGAGGGUGCCACGGCUGUAUUCCCUCAAAUGGUACUUCAACGGUCAGGAAUUGUUUGGGUUGCGUCCUGGAGAAGCUCCUAGCCGAGUGUUGCACCGCCUCCCUGGCCUGCGUGUGGAUAGCGCUCGGUCCACGGGUAGCAGGCUGGUGUUGGUGGGCGUGGGCGUGUCAGCGGGCGGGCGGUACAAGUGUGAGGUGAUCGGAGAGGCGCCUGGAUUCCUUACAGCUGACAGGAGCGCAUAUAUGGCUGUAGUGCACAUCCCCAAGGAGCCCCCCACCAUCCAGGGGGCGCAGAGCCUGUACAGGGUGGGGCAGAAGGUUCAACUGGCUUGUUUAUCACCUCCCUCCCGCCCCCCAGCCACUCUUACCUGGUACAUUAAUGAUAGACAGGCCGCUGACGAGUACGUGGCGGGAAGGAACACCACAACGAUAUGGGGCGAUGGCUUGCUGGAGUCACGCGCCGGGCUGCAACUAAUCUUACAACCUCACCACUUUGAUCACCACGGCCAGCUGAGGCUCCGCUGUUCUGCCUCCAUCCCAGGGCUGUAUCACAAGGUCCGCCAGCACAGCAUAGGGGGUGGCCAGCCUCUCCUCGUGGCCCCAAGAGUACUGCCUCCUUCCUCCUCAUCUUCUGCGUCUUCCAGCGACAGUAGUGGUGGUGGUGUCCCUGUUAUGGAGUCAAGGGAUAGUGCCGCUGCUCCUGCUUCUGGUGGGAGUGGCCUCAGCAAGUCUGUCCCGUCUGCUGUUGUCCUGCUGCUGGCCCUGCUGACCCCACUGCUGAGACCACCACCCAGCUGACUCACUCACCGCUGACCUCAGAGAGAGAGAGAGAGAGAGAGAGAGUGUGUGUGUGCGUGUGUGUGACCUUCAUGUACACCUCUUAUGCAGUCAUUCUGUGUGUACCAAAUGCACCAAGAGCACUUACACACACACACACACACACACACACACACACACACACACGCCUCAUUAGCUCUCGCUCCUUGUGUGUACUAAUUGUUGUCUUUCUCUCUGUCUUUCUUUCUUUCUCUCUUUCUUUUCUCUACCCUUUUCUUUAUAUUUCUUUUCAAUUUCUUCAGUUUUAUAUUCUUUUGUUCGUUUUUUCUCCCCCUCCUCUUGUUUGUACUCAUUAUAAUCUUUUCCCCUCUAUUCUCCUCUUCCCCUGCAAUCUCCUCUCCUCUUACACACAAUUACUAUUUUUUUCCCUUCUUUUUCUCUCCUAUCACGUCACAUUUCCUCGUCACCUUCACUCACUCUUACGCCUGUAUCAAAAAACGUCUUGCUCUCUCACCACAAUUUCUUAACUCCCAGAGACGACUAGCCGAAUUUUCAAGACAGUUUCUCCAUAUGGUAAACUAGAAAUCUUGCAAAUCCAUCAGCAAAACCAUGAAAAUACCCUUAACCCCUUCAGUA
This is a messenger RNA of Portunus trituberculatus (swimming crab), 2406 nucleotides long. RefSeq lists its product as uncharacterized. The transcript is spliced from 6 exons. The record is from RefSeq and is a predicted model, not a curated record. Bases 799 to 1791 code for a protein of 330 amino acids. Lineage: Eukaryota; Metazoa; Arthropoda; Malacostraca; Decapoda; Portunidae.